Mytilus trossulus (common blue mussel) is the source of this 602-nucleotide messenger RNA. Its product is annotated as perlucin-like. The record is from RefSeq and is a predicted model, not a curated record. Lineage: Eukaryota; Metazoa; Mollusca; Bivalvia; Mytilida; Mytilidae. The coding region runs from base 55 to 573 and encodes 172 amino acids. The transcript is spliced from 5 exons.
GAACAAUAAUAUAAUGCCGAACAAUAAUAUAAUCAUAAUAGAUAAGAGGAAUAAAUGGUGAUUAUGUCUGCGAUGUCUGCAUAUUUAUUAACAGCUUUUUAUUUAUACACAGCAAUUAUCUUAUUGGGAAAUGUAAAUGCUGAAUGUCCGUAUGGAUGGCACCAUUAUGAACUAUCCUGUUAUUUCUUUAGCACUGACAAUUAUAGUUGGCUAAACGCGCAAAACAGCUGUCGUGGGCAUGAUGCGAGACUUGCUGAAGUUGAUAAUAAAGCACAGUCGGACUAUCUAAUGCUGAUGGCCAGAACAUUAGGGAAAGAUCAUAACUAUUGGUUAGGUGGAAGAGACGAUGUGGUUGAAGGAACAUGGAUGUGGUCAUCCACAGAUGAGUUUUUCACAUAUACAGACUGGUACCCAGAACAACCGAAUAACUACUUAGGUAACCAGGAUUGUUUGCACAUGCACGCUGCUUUUAACAUGAAAUGGCAGGAUGAAUCAUGUACCACUCUAGGCAGAUACAUAUGUGAAAAAAUAUAUCCUGAAAAUACAGCUAGUUCGCCUCCAAUAAUAGGAUAAUGACAUCUAAUAACAAUGCAAAUGAGUUA